UUGCUGUUCUCCCUCUCUCCUCUCUGUAAAACCAUGGCCCAUCGGCUGCGGUUUCAUUUUGGUGCUGGGCGAAGCAACACGGCCCCCGAGUCGGAGGUCCUGGACCGGGAGCGAGAAGAUGACUUUUUCAUGGCAUUCCACACUCUGCCGAGGAGGAGCAGCCCUCACGCCUUCUCCCGCCACGCCGCGGACUACGGUGGCGGCGGGGAGUUGCAAGAAGUGGGCUCCUUGAAACGGAGCACAUCCAUGUUUAUUCCCCAUCUGCUGCACAGCAUCGAUGCGCGGCCGACGCGGAGCUCCUCCAUGCAGAUCUCUCUCCAGCGCAAAGCUGCCGAUGGCUGCGCGGACGAGUGCGCAAGCCCCGGCUCUCUGGAGGAGACGCUACCCUGCGAGCCCCGGGGCAGCCCCGAGCCCCAGGCUUCCCCCGAGGGCAACCAGGCGUCCUCUCCCGGUGCUCCAGAGGCCGCUCCGGAGAGCUCUGCAGGGCCGGAGCAACAGGUGAAUGGCGCUGCCUGCUGCAGUCGCAGGGUGUUCUGUGCUGUUCCCUCCAACGGCCAGAGCCAGGAGGCUUCCUCAGCUGCCCAGGGAGGUGAGGCAAGGGAAGCGGCAUCGGGUCUGAACAUCGGUGGCGUGAGGAUUCAGCACCGGGCCUCAAGUGCAGACGUGCCUCAGGUUACUCUCCUACCCUUUGGUGCCGAGGCUCAGAACAGUGCUGCCAGCCCUGAGCCGCGGCGCUGGUCCCUGCAGCAUGUACCAGAUGUGUCAGCAAGCUCCGGGAAGAAGUUCCUUGUUCUGCAGUUGCAGCAGCCGCAGGCGAGCGACACGGGUGCAGGAGGCGAAUACAACUUUGGAUUCACUGGCACCAAAGGGGACAGGCUGGUCAGGUUCCCUCGGAUACGGCUGGAGCGCAGCACGUCCUACCCCGUGCAGCCGCCGGCGGAGGAGAGCGGCCCCGCGGGCGAUGCGCGGAGCUCGGAGCCGCACGGAGCCGGCACUAACGCAACGGAAGUCUCGAGGAGCAACUCGGUAGAACGGAUUCCUCAGGGGCAGGGAUGCCUGUUCAAAAUCAGACCAGACCAGAACACGAGGCAGCAGCACUUCAGGAUUCUGGUCACCCGUGGUCCCGAAGAGCAAACUCGGGGUGUUGGUGCGGAGGGGCGCGGCACCCCUGCUCCCACGGCAGCCAGCGCCGCAACUCGGGAUGACUUCCUGGGCCAGGUGGAUGUGCCACUCAGUCACCUCCCGACUGAAGACCCCGCCAUGGAAAGGCCAUACACCUUCAAGGACUUCCUGCUCAGGCCAAGAAGCCACAAGUCUCGAGUGAAGGGGUUCCUGAGGCUGAAGAUGGCUUACAUGCCGAAAAACGGAGGCCACGAGGACGAGGGCGGCGAGCAGAGAGAUGACUCUGAGCACGGCUGGGACGUGGUUGACUCUGCCGACUCGGCCUCGCAGCGCCAGGAGGAGCUGCCACCUCCUCCACUGCCUCCUGGCUGGGAAGAAAAGGUGGACAACCUGGGGCGGACUUACUACGUCAACCACAACAACAGGACCACGCAGUGGCAUCGGCCAAGUCUGAUUGAUGUGGGAUCUGACUCGGAUAACAACAUCAGGCAGAUCAAUCAAGAGGCAGCCCACAGGCGGUUCCGCUCCCGCAGACACAUCAGUGAGGAUCUGGAACCAGAACCUAUGGAGAGUGGAGACAUUCCUGAGCCUUGGGAAACUAUUUCUGAGGAGGCGAGCGCCAGCGGAGACUCCUUGAGCCUGUCGCUGCCACCGCCCCCUGCGUCGCCAGUCUCCCGCACCAGUCCCCAGGAGCUGUCUGAGGAGCUGAGCAGGAGGCUGCAGCUCACUCCGGACUCCAAUGGGGAGCAGCUCGGUGCUCUGAUGCAGAGAGACCCUUCUUCCAGGCUGAGAUCCUGCAGCGUAACCGACACCAUCGCCGAGCAGUCUCAGUUAUCCCUGCAGAGCAGCCCGUCUGGGAGAGCUCGUUCUUCAACCGUCACCGGUGGCGAGGAGCCCACGCCCUCCGUGGCCUAUGUGCACACCACGCCAGGCCUGCCCUCGGGCUGGGAGGAGAGGAAGGACGCCAAGGGCCGCACUUACUACGUCAACCACAACAACCGCACCACCACCUGGACGCGGCCCAUCAUGCAGCUUGCAGAAGAUGGCAUGGUCGGGUCAGCAGCCAACAGCGGCAACCAUUUAAGUGAACCCCAGAUCAGGCGGCCUCGCAGCCUCAGCUCCCCCACAGUGACCCUGUCGGCCCCUCUGGAGGGAAUGAAGGACUCGCCGGUGCGCAGAGCGGUGAAGGACACCCUGUCCAACCCCCAGUCUCCACAGCCCUCGCCCUACAACUCCCCUAAGCCACAGCACAAAGUUGCACAGAGCUUCCUUCCUCCUGGCUGGGAGAUGCGAAUAGCGCCCAACGGGAGGCCCUUCUUCAUCGAUCACAACACUAAAACUACCACGUGGGAGGACCCACGGCUGAAGUUCCCAGUGCAUCUGAGAUCCAAAGCGACUCUGAACCCUAACGACCUGGGCCCUCUUCCUCCUGGCUGGGAGGAAAGAAUCCACCUGGAUGGAAGAACGUUUUACAUAGACCACAGAAGCCAGGUGUUGAUAUGUGGAGACAUUGAUACCAGAGACUUAGUGCCCUCGUACGAUAACAAGAUCACCCAGUGGGAGGACCCCCGGCUGCAGAACCCUGCCAUCACCGGCCCUGCAGUGCCCUACUCCAGGGAGUUCAAGCAGAAGUAUGACUACUUCCGGAAGAAGCUCAAGAAGCCAGCCGACAUCCCAAACAGAUUUGAGAUGAAACUACACAGGAAUAAUAUUUUUGAGGAGUCCUACAGAAGAAUCAUGUCUGUGAAGAGACCUGAUGUACUGAAAGCCAGGCUCUGGAUUGAAUUUGAGUCAGAAAAAGGACUUGACUAUGGAGGUGUGGCCAGAGAGUGGUUUUUUCUCUUGUCCAAGGAGAUGUUUAACCCCUACUAUGGUCUCUUUGAAUACUCAGCAACGGACAACUACACACUUCAGAUUAAUCCUAAUUCAGGUCUCUGUAACGAGGACCACCUGUCCUACUUCACCUUCAUCGGCCGCGUGGCUGGCCUGGCAGUGUACCACGGCAAGCUCCUGGACGGCUUCUUCAUCAGACCCUUUUACAAGAUGAUGCUGGGGAAGCCAAUAACUCUGAAGGACAUGGAGUCGGUGGACAGUGAAUACUACAACUCUCUGAAGUGGAUCCUGGAAAACGACCCUACAGAGCUGGACCUCAUGUUCUGCAUAGAUGAGGAAAACUUUGGACAGACCUAUCAAGUGGACCUGAAGCCGAACGGGUCAGAGAUCAUGGUCACCAACGAAAACAAGAGGGAGUACAUCGACCUGGUGAUCCAGUGGAGGUUUGUGAACAGAGUUCAGAAGCAGAUGAAUGCUUUUCUGGAGGGGUUCACAGAACUGCUGCCUAUUGAUCUGAUUAAAAUAUUUGAUGAAAACGAGCUAGAGCUGCUGAUGUGUGGCCUUGGUGACGUGGAUGUCAACGACUGGAGACAACACACGAUCUACAAGAACGGGUACUGCCCAAACCACCCUGUCAUCCAGUGGUUCUGGAAGGCCGUCCUGCUGAUGGAUGCUGAGAAGCGGAUUCGGUUGCUGCAGUUUGUCACUGGGACCUCACGAGUGCCUAUGAAUGGAUUUGCUGAACUCUAUGGUUCAAACGGUCCUCAGCUGUUUACAAUAGAGCAAUGGGGAACUCCUGAUAAGCUACCCAGAGCUCACACAUGCUUUAAUCGCCUUGACUUACCUCUGUAUGAAUCUUUCGAAGACCUGCGGGAGAAGCUGCUGAUGGCAGUGGAAAACGCCCAGGGCUUUGAAGGUGUGGAUUAAGCGGCCACAUUCCCUCCCCUUGGCAGGAGUUCUGCUGCCCGUCUGGGCCCAGGCCGACUCUGGCAGAACAGUUGCACAGCGCUGGUUCAUGGAGCAAAGCCUGCAACCGUGCCGUGGUGCAGCCAGUGAGAGCUGUGCCCUGCAGGUGCCUUUCCUGGCCCUCCCUGCAGCCGCCGACUGCCCCACACAGACUGAUCACAUUUCAGCAGGACUUACUCUAUUUAUGUUGUGCCUCUGUAGGCAAAGCCCUUAAUAAACAUUUUACAUCAUUUCUAAUGACAAUGAAUGGAAUUAAUAAUUUUACAGGUCUAGUAUUACAGCUCAUGUUUACUUCAAUUGAUUGAGACACUUUCAGAUUUUACUUCAUGGCAAUUAAAUAUCAUAUACUUGGAAAAUGAGCAUUUUUCUUAAUUUCAUACCAGACUUGAUGCCAGUGUCAUUUUUUCAAAGCACAGCCUGAGCCUCACCUUCCCACAGGUUUCAGGCUGUGCCGGAGGCUCUGUCCCCACAGGCUGCACGUGGAGAGCAGCUCUUUUCCCGAGCACUUGGAUGUUUUUCUCUGGCUGACAGCGCAUUUUUGUACAGAGACGGAGCAGCUCAAGUCAAGGCAGAAUCCUGGCAUACCCAGUCCCGCGUUCGCCACAGCAGCUGCCUGGGCAGUGGCAGUACCUGCAUGUACUAGAGCCUUCUGGGGCAGGGCUGGCAUCACCACUUCGGGAGAGGAUGCUUAGCCCUGCCGCGACCUCUGUACAGUGACUCUUUUGUUACCCUGGCACAAGGGAGGCAUUCUGACUGAACCCUGGCACUGUGUGAUGUGGCACCAUGGAAACGGCUCCAGCUCGCCUCCCGUUGGAGCAGCAGUGGGGCUCCGGCUGUCUCUAAGGCACCAGCUCUGAAGGCACUUUAUGUAACACACGGCAGUCAUACCUGUUUUCUAUCAUGAGCAGUAAUGUGGUUCUCCUCCUCACUGCACUCGUCUUUCUGGUGCAAUAUCUAUCGGUUGUGAAUUUGGCUGCUGCUGAUGUAGAGAAGAAAACCAACACGCAGCUGUAGAGCUGAGCCUGCAGACAUGUUCCUCAGCAACUGUUUUUGUGAUUUAUUUUUUACUUAAUCACAAAGAUCUAUUUAAUAUACACUGCUAUCUAAUUGAUUUUGUUACCUAUGCCAUGUUGCAUGCUGAAACUAUACUGUCUGAGUUGCAUCUCUUUUGUGACAGAUUAAAAGUGAAAGAUUUGUACUUGA
Messenger RNA from Pogoniulus pusillus (Red-fronted tinkerbird), 5124 nucleotides. It is a transcript of the gene NEDD4L, whose product is annotated as NEDD4 like E3 ubiquitin protein ligase. Gene Ontology annotation, cellular component: cytoplasm. Gene Ontology annotation, biological process: protein polyubiquitination; ubiquitin-dependent protein catabolic process; regulation of dendrite morphogenesis. Gene Ontology annotation, molecular function: protein binding; sodium channel inhibitor activity; ubiquitin protein ligase activity. Bases 34 to 3882 code for a protein of 1282 amino acids. Lineage: Eukaryota; Metazoa; Chordata; Aves; Piciformes; Lybiidae. The transcript is spliced from 28 exons. The record is from RefSeq and is a predicted model, not a curated record.